CGCACCCUCAGCUCCAACCUCACCACUCCACUCGCCUCCUCCCUCCGCGCACAGUCACAGUCCUCCCGGGCAGCAGCGGCAGCAGCUCUCUGCUGUCAACCAACUCCACCAACACACAUACACACACACACGAACCACCGCAGCAGAGGGAGGGAGGAGACGAGGAGGCAUGGCCAUGGAGGACUCGUCCUCGGGCUCGGAGCCCACCACCUCGUCCUCGGCGGAGGCGCCCGCGUCGCCGACCGCGACCACGGCGUCGUCGUCGUCGGACUCCUCCCCCGGCAAGAAGCGGCGGCGCACCAAGGACGGGCACCACCCGACGUACCGCGGCGUGCGCAUGCGGGCCUGGGGCAAGUGGGUGUCGGAGAUCCGGGAGCCGCGCAAGAAGUCGCGCAUCUGGCUGGGCACCUUCGCCACCGCCGAGAUGGCGGCGCGCGCCCACGACGUGGCCGCGCUCGCCAUCAAGGGCCGCGCCGCGCACCUCAACUUCCCGGAGCUCGCGAGCGAGCUCCCCCGCCCGGCCACCGCCGCGCCCAAGGACGUCCAGGCCGCCGCCGCCCUCGCCGCGGCCGCCGACUUCCCGGCGCCCUCCGCCAAUGCAGCUGGCGGCACCAAGGACUCCGACGACGACGGCCCGGACGCCAGCCCCGCGUCCGCCUCCGCCGCGGCCUCGCCGCCGCAGGCGCAGGACGUGGACAGCAACCCCGACGACGCGCUGUUCGACCUCCCUGACCUCCUCCUCGACCUCACCAGACACGGACCCUCGUCGUGCCAGCUCUCGUGCGCCGCAUCGUGGGACGACGACGUGUGCUUCCCCGGCGCCGGCGCCGGCGUGUUCCGUCUCGAGGAGCCGCUGCUGUGGGAGUACUAGAGCCAAGCUGCUUAAUUACUUCCAGCUGCAGGCAGCGUCGUGUAUGGCUUGUAAUCGCAGCGGUGGACCACAAGGAAAACAAAACCAUCCGUGUAAAGUGUAAACCAUCCAUCCAUCCAUCCAGAGCUGGACCAGAAAAUGGCCUAAUUUAGAGGCAUUUCUCCCCGCGUCUACUCUCCCAAAUUUAGAAACCAAACCAUGUAUAAAAAAAAUUCAAGAAAAAUUCAUUCAUCAUCCCCCCGUA
Setaria italica (foxtail millet) is the source of this 1115-nucleotide messenger RNA. Its product is annotated as ethylene-responsive transcription factor ERF039. Lineage: Eukaryota; Viridiplantae; Streptophyta; Magnoliopsida; Poales; Poaceae. Gene Ontology annotation, biological process: regulation of DNA-templated transcription. The record is from RefSeq and is a predicted model, not a curated record. The coding region runs from base 170 to 871 and encodes 233 amino acids. Gene Ontology annotation, molecular function: DNA-binding transcription factor activity; DNA binding. The transcript has a single exon.